AUGGACAGUGCAUUGGCCACUUUGAUCUUCCUGUUCGACUUGUUUGUGUACGGGCAUUAUUAUGUGCACUACGACUUAUUCGAGCGGAACAACCAGAAGAAGUUCCUUUCCAGCCAGCCCACAAAAAGAAUUUUUCUGACCCACGUCUUCUCCGGAAUGUUCGAGCUUUCAGUUGGCUACCUGGCGGUUCUUAUGACCAACUCUGGGUCCCACAGCCUCAGCUACGUGUGUACAGCUAGUGCGCUGUUGUUUCAUAUCCCGACCGGCCUGGCGAUGGCGCCGCACGCAUGGGGCAUCAAGUGCCUGACGGUGCCAGGCUACGUUGGCGUGGGGCUGCUGCGCGCAAGCGUGGCGCUACGCGUGUUCCUACAAGAUCCCCUCGUGUUCGAGCAGUCUUGGAUCCUACUGCACAUGGGUGUGCUUGUGCGCUUUGUCAGCUGCUACGUGGUGCCCUUCACCUCGAAGGGUGGGCGCUACGGCGAUCUCAGCAUCUCACCCGUCUACCACACGAUGAGCGUGGCAAUCGCCUCUGCGGUCACUGUGGCCCUUGUUUUUCCACCCUGGUACAAUGUGCUGUUCCUGGGUGCUUAUGCUUGGUUCAAAAUGGCCUACGACAAUGUUCCUGCCGUGAAGAAGAUGAUUGACUCUGAGCG
This is a messenger RNA of Symbiodinium pilosum, 653 nucleotides long. The record is from the annotation of a GenBank genome assembly. NCBI's taxonomy places the organism in Eukaryota, Dinophyceae, Suessiales, Symbiodiniaceae.